Messenger RNA from Pseudophryne corroboree (corroboree frog), 2081 nucleotides. It is a transcript of the gene IFRD1, whose product is annotated as interferon related developmental regulator 1. NCBI's taxonomy places the organism in Eukaryota, Metazoa, Chordata, Amphibia, Anura, Myobatrachidae. The coding region runs from base 289 to 1572 and encodes 427 amino acids. The transcript is spliced from 12 exons. Gene Ontology annotation, cellular component: nucleus. The record is from RefSeq and is a predicted model, not a curated record.
UAAAAGCGCGAGCAGCGGCGCCAUCUGUUUUAUCCAGAGGUGCUCAGAGGUAAAAUGUGUCGACUUCAUUCACAGGCAGUCACCGGAGAUUCACUCAGCUCUGCUUUAAAACCCCUCUCCCCAGUGCCGAUAGCCGGGUCACAGCUCAUCCCUGACAGACGGUUUAGUAAAAAGCGUUCUUCCAUCGGCUGAUUCCUACUACACGGAGCGCCUCGCACAGAGGGCCGGAGGCAACGCCUGACGCCGUCAUCUAGACCGGGAAGCAGGAGCGGGCAUAUCGCCGACGAGAUGUCGAGAUCGAAGAAGAAGAGCAGUAACCGCGCCGUGGGUGGCAAGCAGAAAAACAUCCAGCCAUUCAGUGAUGAUGAUUCCUCUAUUGAAACAAUGAGUCACUGCAGUAGUUUUAGUGAUGUUGCCAACUUUGCAGAGGAUGGAGCUGAAGUUGAUGAAGACACUGCACAGGAGGACUUUGAGUUCAAAUUAAAGGGUCUCAUGGAUCUUACAAUGGAUAAAAGUGCGAAGACGAGACAAGCUGCACUUGAAGGGCUGAGGAAUGGGCUGGCUUCUAAGAUUCUUUAUGACUUUAUACUGGAAAGGAGAAUGACUCUCACAGACAGCAUUGAACGUUGUCUUAAGAAAGGUAAAGGUGAAGAGCAGCGUGCAGCUGCAGCACUAGCCUGCCUUCUGUGCUGUCAGCUUGGCCCUGGAAUUGAAAGUGAGGAAGUCUUCCAAACACUAGCUCCUGUACUAAAAAGCAUUGUUUGUGAUAGGAGUGCAAGUGUGCAAGCUCGUCAGGCUUGUGCAACAUACUUGGGACUCUGCUGCUUCAUUGCUUCAGAUGACAUUGAGGAUUUGUAUGCAACAAUGGAGUGUAUGGAAAAUCUCUUCACCAAACAGUGCCAUGCAGAAGGUGGGGCAGAUUCGUGCUCUGCACUUCACAUCCAGUGUCUUGUAUCAUGGGCUCUACUGCUGACUAUCUGCCAUACUAGUGAAGUGAGGAAGAAAAUUGACAUCUAUCUUCAUAAACUGCCACGACUGCUGUCCUGUGACGAUGUGAACAUGAGAAUUGCAGCUGGGGAAACGCUGGCACUCCUGUUUGAACUGGCAAGAGAAGCUGAUGCUGACUUUUAUUGUGACGAUCUUGAGUUUAUAACUGAAAAGCUGAAAGCUUUGGCUACUGAUUGCAACAAGCAUAGAGCUAAAGUAGAUAGAAGAAAGCAACGUUCUGUUUUCCGUGAUGUCCUUAGAGCUGUUGAGGAUGGAGAGUUCCAGUCUGAAAUGAUUCGGUUUGGGAGAGAACGCAUGCACAUUGACUGCUGGGUGAAGAGACUCACAUAUGGAAUAUUCAAAGAACUGUUUGGCUCGGGGAUGCAGUUUCAUCUCCUUGCAAAUGGAUUUCUGCGCAAUAUUUUUGAGCUUGGUCCCCCUUUGCUUUUGGACACAGCCACCAUUAAAGAAAUGAAGGUUUCUCGUGAUGAAAGGCACAUGAACAACUCUGCUGCAUUCAAAGCUCGAACAAAAGCAAGAAGCAAACUGCGUGACAAGAGAGCAGAUGUUGGAGAGUUCUUCUAAAUAUUCAGGAUAGGAUCCAACCUGGAACUGAAUACAGUUAGAGGAUGAAAUAUUCCUUUGAGUGAGUUACUGCAGGCUGUCCUCAAUAAAAGAGGAAAAUGUAAUUUGUUUCAUACUUGGGAGAGGAACUAAUGCUACAUUGGUUUGUAAUUGUAUUUUCUAUAGUAAGACCACUUGUAUGCUUGCUUAUUCAGUUUACUUGCCUAUAGAACUUUGUUACCCGUAUAACAUUUUUACUACAUUUAUUUGCAACAUAUUAGUUCACUUCAGCUUUGCUUUAUAAAUUGGAUAAGUGUUUGCAGAUAGUGUUUUCAUUGGGUCAAUAGAUUAUUCUUGGGAUUAUGCUAUGACCUGGCAGUUUACAGCAGUUUUACAGUGGAGUUGCCCAGUUGAGUGGCUCUUGGCAUAAGAGUAUGUAUAUAUGUAUUAUAAUGAAUCUGAUUAUAGUGAUAUUUAUGUGUACUGUGACUAUGGAUUAAGUUUGUGUUCCAAUAAAACAUUUUAUUCAA